AUGUUCGGUCAUGAGGAGCACGACUGCACGCUCUCCUAUGCCAGCGUCACCGGGCCCGUGGGUGGUGAUGACUCGUCCGAGCUGCUCAUGGACGAGCGUGACGCUGAAGACGCAGCAAGUUCGGGCGACGGAGCGCUAGCGACGACAGACCUGGCCAAAGCAAGUGGGCCGAACGCGACAACGGGCAACAGCCCGCUGACCAGCCGUUGGAGCCACAACCCAGGGAUUGCAACAGCCUCAGAGAGGCCAGAAUCGUCUGAACCUCCCGCCAAGGAACCGGACGCUACCACCGGACAGGACAAUAUGGACCAGAGCGAGAGCGCAGCCGGCGGCCUGGCCGGCAAGCGCCCUUGGGACGAAGGUAGAGACGAGACAAGUACUCCCGAUAGCGGCAGUGGUGGGGAACCACCGACGAAGGCAGCAGGGAAUAGGCGUCCAUCUUUCAAACCACGGCCGACAAUUCCGGCCGGCCCUCGGGCAGAGGCCAAGCCGCCUCUGCAGUCUACACCACCUGGGUAG
Molecule: messenger RNA, 519 nt
Organism: Dermacentor silvarum
Lineage: Eukaryota; Metazoa; Arthropoda; Arachnida; Ixodida; Ixodidae
Exons: 1
Coding region: 1-519 (172 amino acids)
Source: RefSeq, a predicted model, not a curated record